Messenger RNA from Sphaeroforma arctica JP610, 228 nucleotides. RefSeq lists its product as hypothetical. The transcript has a single exon. The record is from RefSeq and is a predicted model, not a curated record. NCBI's taxonomy places the organism in Eukaryota, Ichthyosporea, Ichthyophonida. The annotation marks the transcript as partial.
AUGGAACACGCCAACAUUCUACAGGUUGACACCUUGCCUUCUGCAAGGAGCUUGAGCGAGUUGUUGGGUACAGUAAAACCACCAAAGCUAAUUAUAGAUCCCGGUAUCAAUACCGCUAUGAAUACCGGUACGGACUCAGAUGCACUGUCUGCUACCGCUAGUGAUAUACAAAUCGACUCUCCGCAUGGACUGAGAUCGCUGGUCAAAUCUAUAUACCACACUCUCCAG